CGCACCUUUGAGAUAAGACCUCCGCACCCUGCCACCGAGGUACCGGAGCGUUUCCCGCCAGGCUAGGGGGCGUGGUCCGAGCGCAGCUUGAUGACGACAUUUAGGCGCCCGAUAUCCGAAUGGCGGCUUCCAUCUCUCAGGCUGGCUAUGCAAUGGAUCUCACAGUGGUUUCCUAAGGUGGCCGUUUUCAACUUUCUGCGGGAGGCUGCCAUGGCGUUCCCUCACCUGCAGCAGCCCAGCUUUCUCCUGGCCACCCUGAAAGCUGACUCUAUACAUAAGCCCUUUGCACAGCAGUGCCAAGACCUGGUUAAAGUCAUUGAGGACUUCCCCGCAAAGGAGCUGCAUGCCAUCUUCCCCUGGCUGGUAGAGAGCAUUUUCGGCAGCCUGGAUGGCGUCCUUGCUGGCUGGAAUCUCCGCUGCUUACAGGGACGCAUGAGCCCCGUGGAGUACAGCAUUGCUGUGGAAUUUCUAGACCCUGGUGGCCCAAUGAUGAAGUUGGUUUAUAAGCUUCAAGCUGAAGACUAUAAGUUUGACUUUCCUGUCUCCUCCCUGCCUGGCCCUGUGAAGGCGUCCAUCCAGGAGUGCGUGCUCCCCGACAGCCCUCUGUACCACAACAAGGUCCAGUUCCCCCCAGCCGGAGGCCUCGGCCUGAACCUAGCCCUCAAUCCGUUUGAGUAUUACAUGUUCUUCUUCGCGUUGAGCCUCAUCAUUCAAAAGCCGCUCCCAGGGGCCCUCCACGUCCGAACUUCAGACUGUGCCUAUUUCAUCUUGGUGGACAGGUACCUGUCAUGGUUCCUGCCCACAGAAGGCAGUGUGCUGCCCCCACUUGCCUCCAGCCCAGGGGUGCCCAGCCCCUCACCAGCUCCCCGGACCCCAGCCAUGCCCUUUGCCUCCUACGGCCUCCCCCACACAAGUCUCCUGAAGCGACACGUCUCCCAUCAGACGUCUGUGAACGCAGACCCUGCCUCCCAUGAGAUCUGGAGGUCGGAGACUCUGCUCCAGGUUUUUGUUGAAAUGUGGCUUCAUCAUUAUUCCUUGGAGAUGUACCAAAAAAUGCAGUCCCCUCACGCCAAGCUGGAGGUUCUGCACUACCGGCUCAGUGUCUCCAGCGCCCUCCACAGCCCUGCCCAACCCAGCCUCCAGGCCCUGCACGCCUACCAAGAGGCGUUCACACCCACGGAGGAGCACGUGCUGGUGGUGCGCCUGCUGCUGAAGCACCUGCACGCCUUUUCCAACAGCCUGAAGCCUGAGCAGGUCUCCCCCUCCGCCCACUCCCAUGCUGCCAGUCCCCUGGAGGAAUUUAAACGGGCCGCUGUCCCAAGGUUUGUUCAGCAGAAGCUCUACCUCUUCCUGCAGCACUGCUUCGGCCACUGGCCCCUGGACGCGUCAUUCAGAGCCGUCCUGGAAAUGUGGCUGAGCUACCUGCAGCCCUGGAGGUACGCACCUGAGAAGCAGGCUCAGAGCAGUGACUGCCAGGCCAGAUGCGCUUCAGAGAGGUGGGCGCCCUUCGUGCAGGAGAACCUGCUGAUGUACACCAAGCUCUUCGUGGGCUUCCUGAGCCGCGCGCUCCGCACCGACCUCGUCAGCCCCAAAAAUGCACUUAUGGUGUUCCGAGUGGCCAAAGUCUUCGCCCAGCCCAACCUGGCUGAGAUGAUCCAGAAAGGGCUCCAGGGUCGCUCGGAGUUGGGCCCCCGUGGCCUGCCAGCAGCCCCUAGGAAAGCCAGCGGUGCCUGGGCAGUGACUACCAGGCCAGACCCCCUGUCCCGCCUUCCAGGGGAGCAGCUCUUCCUGGAGCCGGAGCUUGUCAUCCCGCACCGCCAGCACCGGCUCCUCGCGGCCCCCACGCUCACCGGCAGCUUCCUGUCCCCGUGGCCGCCGGCCGUCACCGACGCCUCCCUCAAGGUGAAGAGCCACGCCUACAGCCUGGAGGGCCAGGACUGCAAGUACACCCCGAUGUUCGGGCCCGAGGUCCGGACGCUGGUCUUGCGUCUGGCUCAGCUCAUCACACAGGCGAAGCAGACCGCCAAGUCCAUCUCUGACCAGUGCGGAGAGAGCUCAGCUGGCCGCCCCUUUCUGUCGUGGCUCGGCUUCCACUCCACAGACACAAACAGCUCCUACCCAGGCAAUGACCUAGAUGACAUGGGGCAGGACAGCGUCCGCAAGACUGACGAGUACCUGGAGAAGGCCCUGGAGUACCUGUGCCACGUGUUCCGACUCAGCGAGGCCCAGCUUGCCCAGCUCACGCGUGCCUCGGGGACAGCCCGGGAUGAGAGCGGAAAGAAGCAGCUCCCAGACUGCACUGUGGGGGAGGAUGGCCUUAUCCUCACGCCCCUGGGCCGCUACCAGAUCAUCAAUGGGCUGCGAAGGUUUGAUAUCGAGUACCAGGGGGACUCGGAGCUGCAACCCGUCCGCAGCUAUGAGAGCGCCAGCCUGGUCCGUGUGCUCUUCCGGCUGUCCUCUGCCAUCAACCGCAGGUUUGCAGGCCAGAUGGCAGCCCUGUGUUCCCGGGCCGACUUCCUUGGCAGUUUCUGUCGCUACCACCUCAUGGAGCCUGGGCUGGCAGACAGGCACCUGCUGAGCCCUGUGGGGCGGGGGCGGGCGGCCAGCUGUGCCCGGGGCCCCAGGGUCAGCCUGCGCUUCCUGGGCAGCUACCGGGUGCUGCUGUCACUGCUGCUGGCCUUCUCUGUCGCCUCUCUCUUCUGUGUCGGACCCUUGCCCUGCGCCCUGGUCCUCGCGCUGGGCUACCUUCUCUAUGCCGUGGCCAUGACACUGCUGACUGAGCGGGCCAAGCUGCACCAGCUCUGACCGGGUCGGUGCUGUUCCCGGGCAGGCCGGCAGGCUGGCCACACGGCCACUCCCAUGCACCGGGGAGGACACCUCUGAACCUGAGCCCAGCCACCUUAAAGCUGCUAGGGGUCAUUUUCCUGCAGCCUUGGAACCAUCUGGAAGAGAAUCUGAAACCAGAAGGGUGUGUGGUCCGGGCUUCGUAAGGAAGGAAUGGUGUCAGUGGGCCUAUGAACCUGAGGGGGUGACCCGGAUCUCGGCUGCCUAGUCCUCUUUCCUCCCCUCGGCCCGAGGCUCUGCCUUGAGAUGGCCCUCGAGGCCGUUCGCUUUCACCGCCUUAGGAUUCAGCCAUGCGGAGCUCAGGCGGUGGUGUCUCCGCUGGGGGCCCUUGGCCUCUGCCCUCACCUCCCUUGAGGUCAGUGUGAUGGUGGUGCCUCCCCGGGUGCCACCGGGAUGUAGCUCAGCCUUUGGCCCCAGAGAAGAAUCCAUGACCCUAGAAGAGAUUCCUGAGAAAACCGGAUGAUGGCCCUCUGAUUCCUAAUUUUAAAGCUAAAUUUUGCCAUCACAUUUGGCAGUGACAGGCCUUCAUGUUCUCCCAGCAAUUCUGAGGCUGAGUUGCACAAUUCCUCUUUUGAGAAGAAAAAAGGUCCUUUAGGAGCACAGGUGCUUGGGAGACAGUCUGCCACCUCGGCUCCUUUCUGUCCCAGGCCAUCGAGCACACUGCUCAGUGGUGGCCCAGCAUCACCCCGUAUCCAGAACAGAACCGCGUCUCCCUGGGCACUGGGGACCCGGCAGAGCCACUGGAGUCGGAUCCCACCGGCUUCUACGCUGUAGCCAAAGAUGGUCAAAGCAUUGUUUCAUCUUCAAUAAAGUCAAGUGCUCAGAGGCACUUAAGUAAACACAGUAACCUUUUGAUAAUACCUAAACAUUCAGACUACAUGACAGUUGCACAUUUACCAUCAGUGACCAUCCCCAGGGGACUUGAGUGCCCUCCGCCAGAUUUUCAAACCAGGCCUUUGUCUUUUUUUUCCCUUAAGUUUGCAAACUAAAUGUUGGGCUUUUUGUAUUUUGAUGUGAACUUGGAAUAAUGGCAUUUUGGGGCCUACAACCAAAAAUGAAACCAAAUUUGUCGUGACCAUGGACCUGAAUAAACCUGUUUUUAUUCCUGA
Molecule: messenger RNA, 3953 nt
Organism: Manis javanica (Malayan pangolin)
Lineage: Eukaryota; Metazoa; Chordata; Mammalia; Pholidota; Manidae
Gene: SMPD4
Product: sphingomyelin phosphodiesterase 4
Biological process (GO): sphingomyelin catabolic process; glycerophospholipid catabolic process; ceramide biosynthetic process
Molecular function (GO): sphingomyelin phosphodiesterase D activity
Source: RefSeq, a predicted model, not a curated record